CAAGGUUGCUGUCCACGAUCUCGACGUUGGCCUUUGAUUUUAUUUUCCUUUGGGCUCAAUUUUAUUCUCACUUCUAAUCCCAGAUAAAUCACCCUGGCCUCUCUUCCCUUUCGCUUUAAAGGGUCCGACGGUGCCAAUAUGGCGCCCACCCAGACAAUGCACCACCACCGCUCCACCACCAAAAAAGCCAACAAAUCCUACAAGACUCGCCAUGCCUCCAAAAGUUCCCUGAAGGAGCAGGACAAGGGCAAAGUCGAGCGGGGCACGCGAAAGACCCCUCACCAACAACUCAUGUCGAAACUCGAUCGCAGAAACCAGGCCCGUCAGAAGCAGCAGAUGAAGCACCAGGAGAAGGCCCAGGCGACGAGCAUCUUCUCCGGUCAGCACGGUGCCCCCCGUCAUGUCGCCGUCGUUCCGCUCACCGUCGAUAUUGAUGUCGCGGCGAUCAUCCGGUCUUUGAAUGAGAGUGUGGAUGUCGAGAGCGAGUUCUCUGCCGAUGCGCCAUCUCGAGUCCGUGUUGAUCGCUUCAAGCAGACGCUGCAGUAUGUUCCGGCGAAGUACGAUCUCAUGAAUGCGCUGGAUGUGUGUCGCAUGGCGGAUUUCGUGGUCUUGGCGGUCUCGGCGCACAGAGAGGUCGAGGAGGAGGGCGAGUUGCUGCUCCGGUCCAUUGAAGGCCAGGGUAUUUCGAAUGUUAUCUCCAUGGUUCAGGGCCUCGAUCAAAUCAACCCGCCCAAGAAACGUCCCCAGGUUGCCGCGUCGCUGAAGUCCUUCAUGAACCACUUCUUCCCCUCCGUCGAUAAGGUCCUCUCCGUCGAUUCUAGACAGGAAUGCUCCAACGCCAUCCGAUCGCUGUGCACUGCGACGCCGAAGGGUAUCCGCUGGCGUGACGAGCGCAGCUGGAUGCUGGUUGAGAAUGUCGCCUGGCCCGAGGCCACCUCCGAGACGGUGGACGAUGUGGUGGUGACGGGUGUUGUGCGAGGCAAGGGCCUCAAGGCGGACCGACUGGUCCAUCUGCCCGGCUGGGGUGAUUUCCAGAUCGACUCCAUCACCGCGGCGCCGCUGGCUACCGGCCGCGGAAAGCGCGACGAUGCCAUGAAUGUCGACGAGAACGAUUCCACACAGGUCCUGGAGACUCCUACGGGUGAGCAGGACGAUUUGAACGUCGUGGCGCCGGAGGAGAUCGAAAUGGAGGAUGAUGAUAUGUCCAUGGCCGAGACGGAGCGCAAGGGUGUUCUGCUCGAUGAUCACCACUACUUCUCGGACGACGAGUCGCACAUCCCCGCGAAGCCGAAGAAGCUACCGAAGGGAACGUCCGAGUACCAGUCCGCCUGGUACCUGGACGACGUCGACUACUCCGGAUCCGACAUUGAGGACGACGAAGAGGAUGAGAACAUGGAAAUGGACACCGCCGGUGCCCCCGAGGAUGGCGUUUUUCCCGACAAGGAGGAUGCCAUGACCGAAGCCGGAGCUACCGAGUAUCCCCAAUCCGAGAUGUUCGUUGACCGGCCAUUGGAGGACGAAGAACAGCAGCUGGAAGAAUACCGACAGAGCCGCCGGAAGGAGGCCAGCGACGAUCUCGAAUUCCCCGACGAAAUCGAACUGCACCCCAACGUGCUGGCCAGAGAGCGAAUGGCCCGUUUCCGAGGAUUGAAGAACUUCAAGACGAGUCUCUGGGAGACGUCCGAAGACCGCCCCCACGAGCCCGAAGACUGGCGCCGUCUCCUCCAGAUCCAGGACUACAAGGGCUCCAAGAACCGCACCAUCGCCGAGGCCCUUGUCGGCGGCGUCAACCCCGGCACCCGCGUGGAUGUCCACCUGCGCGCUGUCCCCGCUGCGCUCCGCUCCAAGGCCCAGCCCCUGUCCCUGUUCUCGCUGCUGCGUCACGAGCACAAGCACACCGUUGUCAACGUCAACAUGAACCUGAACACCAGCGUCGAGGAGCCCUUGAAGGCCAAGGAAGAGCUGAUCGUCCAGUGCGGCCCGCGUCGGAUGGUCGUGAACCCCAUCUUCUCCUCCAACGACAACACCCCGAACAACGUGCACAAGUUCGACCGCUACCUGCACCCAGGCCGCAGCGCCAUCGCCAGCUGGAUCGGCCCUCUCACCUGGGGUGCCGUGCCGGUGCUCGUCUUCAAGAACAAGACCGUGCAAGACCCCGAGGUCCUCGACGCCUCCGACUCCCAGCCCGACGUCACCCGUCUGGAGCUCAUCGGCUCCGGCACCGUCGUCGCCCCCGAUCAAUCCCGCGUCGUCGCCAAGCGCGCCAUCCUCACCGGCCACCCCUUCAAGAUCCACAAGAAGGUCGUCACUGUCCGCUACAUGUUCUUCAACUCGGAGGACAUCGCCUGGUUCAAGGCCCUCCAGCUCUGGACCAAGCGCGGCCGCAGCGGUUUCGUCAAGGAAAGUCUCGGUACCCACGGCUACUUCAAGGCGACCUUCGACGCCAAGAUCAACCCCCAGGAUACCAUCGGUAUCAGUCUCUACAAGCGGGUGUUCCCUCGCAAGGCUCGUGCGUUGGAGGACGUCAUCAACUAGUCAAUCCUUCUUUGUUUGUUGCUUUUCUGUUUUUCUGGCGAUUCUAUCUGGACUGGACAAAAUGGGACAUUGUGAUGGGGUUCGUUUCGCGGAGGGAUAGAAAGAGGAGAUGAUAGGAGAAAGAGGAGGGAUGAGAUGAUAUGAUACCACCAAAAAUAUCUUCUGCAUGACUUGAUGAGCUCUCACUGUCUUGGAAGCAUGCGUGACUAGUGAGUGCAUGGCUUUCGGACGAUAUCCCCAAAAGCAUUUGAUUGGUUAUAUAGACAUCAAUGAGUAGAUCAAGUUAUUUAA
Messenger RNA from Aspergillus steynii IBT 23096, 2826 nucleotides. RefSeq names its product small subunit rRNA maturation protein TSR1. Gene Ontology annotation, cellular component: preribosome, small subunit precursor; nucleus. Gene Ontology annotation, biological process: maturation of SSU-rRNA from tricistronic rRNA transcript (SSU-rRNA, 5.8S rRNA, LSU-rRNA); ribosome biogenesis; endonucleolytic cleavage of tricistronic rRNA transcript (SSU-rRNA, 5.8S rRNA, LSU-rRNA). Gene Ontology annotation, molecular function: GTPase activity; GTP binding; U3 snoRNA binding. NCBI's taxonomy places the organism in Eukaryota, Fungi, Ascomycota, Eurotiomycetes, Eurotiales, Aspergillaceae. The transcript is spliced from 3 exons. The record is from RefSeq and is a predicted model, not a curated record. Bases 139 to 2535 code for a protein of 798 amino acids.